UCUGGUGGCUGCGAGCCCGGGACAGAGUCCGGCCGGAGCGCGAUCGGAGGAGACGGCUAGGCGAGGAGCGGCGCCGCACCCGGUGCCCGGUUUCGCGCGGCGGGCUGCCUCACAUCCCCGCACCACGGCCCCAGGUGAGGAGCGAGGCUAGUCCCCUGCUGGGAAACAGAUGAAUCUCUCUUCCUAUUAUGCUGACAUGGUCCUUGCUGUUGUCAUGAAGCCCAGCAUUUCCAUGGCUCCUUUCUCCAAGGUGAGCUCUGCCUAGGGCCUCAGAAGACUCCCGUAUGUACCUACUUAAAGGUAAUAAAAAUGACUCAAGUGAGACUGCUGUGUGAGUCGGCGUCUUUAUUAUAUGUACAGUGCUACUGAAGUUGCCGUGACUGGCUUUGUUGCCUGCAUUCUGAGGUUCAGACUGCUAUUUGGAAGCAAGAAAGUUCCUGGCAGCCAGCAUGGUACCCUGUUUAUAACACGUGGAGAAGAGGGAACUCACUGUGCUCAGGCUCUGAAGGUCAGAAGACAAAGGCUGGCCUCACUAGUCUAAAAUCAAAGUGUCAGCAGGCUACAUUUCCUGUGGAGCAACGCAUGCAAAGUCUGUCAAAUUCCAGAAACUGGGAGCUUCAAGAUUUGGUGUGAAUUUACAGCUGUUACAUCUUCUUGGAACUAACGGUCUUCAAAACCAGAAACAAGAGGAGAACUGAAUUUUACAAAUGAGCCCAAAAUGGCAAUGGCCAGCCGUAUUUAAGUGAGCCAGUCUCAAAGAAGUGGAGUAUUUGGCAUGUUAGAGCCAUACUGUCGUCCAUGGGACUUCCUUUGUAACCAGCUUCCAUAGAACACUUUUAUGAAUACAUUGUUUUUGUUCAAGACCCUGAAGAAUAGAUUUGUCUUCUGUUCUGCCAGCCAUUUUAAGUUCUCUCCCCAUUUGUAGAAUUGGAUAAUCUCCGAGGAGACCCACAACUUAGCAGUCAAAGCACCUCAGCUCCCCAGGAUGCUUGUAAUUCAAUGGUAGAUGCAGUGGGAUUUGAGAGUGUCAUCACCCAUUGUCCCCAGGAGCUUCCUCAAAUGAUGGCUGCAGCUGCUGAUGGGUUGGGGAGCAUAGCAAUAGACACCACCCAGCUCAACAUGUCCGUCACUGAUCCCACAGCCUGGGCCACAGCCAUGAAUAACUUGGGCAUGGUUCCUGUGGGGUUGCCUGGACAGCAGCUUGUGUCUGACUCAAUCUGUGUCCCAGGCUUUGAUCCCAGCCUCAACAUGAUGACUGGAAUUACCCCCAUUAACCCAAUGAUCCCAGGCCUGGGACUGGUACCACCUCCACCCCCAACAGAAGUGGCUGUUGUCAAAGAAAUAAUCCACUGCAAAAGUUGUACUCUGUUUCCUCAAAAUCCAAGUCUUCCACCUCCAUCCACAAGAGAACGACCUCCGGGGUGUAAGACUGUGUUUGUUGGAGGAUUACCAGAAAAUGCCACGGAGGAAAUUAUUCAAGAAGUCUUUGAGCAAUGUGGUGAUAUUACAGCGAUACGAAAGAGCAAGAAGAAUUUCUGUCACAUUCGCUUUGCAGAGGAAUUCAUGGUUGAUAAAGCCAUUUACCUCUCUGGUUACCGAAUGCGAUUAGGGUCUAGCACAGACAAAAAGGAUUCAGGCCGCCUUCACGUCGACUUUGCCCAAGCCAGGGAUGACUUCUACGAAUGGGAAUGCAAGCAGAGGAUGCGCGCCCGUGAGGAGCGGCACCGUCGCAAAUUGGAGGAGGACCGACUGCGGCCACCCUCGCCACCGGCCAUCAUGCACUACUCAGAGCACGAAGCUGCCCUAUUGGCAGAAAAGCUGAAAGACGACAGCAAGUUCUCCGAGGCUAUCACAGUGUUGCUGUCCUGGAUAGAACGCGGGGAGGUGAACCGGCGCUCUGCAAACCAGUUCUACUCCAUGGUGCAGUCGGCCAACAGCCACGUCCGCAGGCUCAUGAACGAAAAAGCCACCCACGAGCAGGAGAUGGAGGAAGCCAAGGAGAAUUUUAAAAAUGCCUUAACCGGGAUUCUCACUCAAUUUGAGCAGAUUGUGGCCGUUUUCAACGCUUCUACCAGACAAAAAGCUUGGGACCAUUUCUCGAAAGCUCAGCGCAAGAACAUAGACAUUUGGCGAAAGCAUUCUGAGGAGCUCCGAAAUGCUCAAAGUGAGCAGCUCAUGGGCAUCCGCCGAGAGGAAGAAAUGGAAAUGUCUGAUGACGAGACCUGUGACAGUCCAACUAAAAAAAUGAGAGUCGAUGAGUCAGCCCUGGCCGCUCAGGCCUAUGCUCUUAAAGAAGAGAAUGACAGUCUCCGGUGGCAACUGGAUGCCUACAGGAAUGAGGUGGAGCUGCUGAAGCAGGAGAAAGAACAGCUCUUCCGAACAGAAGAGAACCUCACCAAGGACCAGCAGCUGCAGUUCCUGCAGCAAACCAUGCAAGGCAUGCAGCAGCAAUUGCUGGCCAUCCAGGAGGAGUUAAACAACAAAAAGUCAGAAUUGGAGCAGGCAAAGGAGGAGCAAUCCCACACACAAGCGCUGCUGAAAGUCCUCCAGGAGCAAUUAAAAGGUACCAAGGAACUGGUGGAGACGAACGGCCACAGCCAUGAGGAUACAAAUGAAAUCAAUGUGUUGACAGUUGCAUUGGUUAACCAAGACCGGGAGAACAACAUCGAGAAAAGAAGUCAAGGCUUAAAAUCAGAGAAAGAAGCGCUGCUAAUAGGCAUCAUAUCAACGUUUCUUCAUGUCCAUCCUUUUGGAGCCAACAUAGAGUAUCUUUGGUCAUACAUGCAGCAGCUGGACUCCAAGAUCUCUGCCAAUGAAAUCGAAAUGCUUCUGAUGAGGCUGCCGCGCAUGUUCAAACAGGAAUUCACUGGUGUGGGAGCAACGCUGGAAAAGAGGUGGAAGCUGUGUGCCUUUGAAGGAAUUAAAACGACCUAACUGUGAAGGGCAGGAAAACUCUGGAAAUGAAAUCAUCUGUAGCUGGCCAGGACUGUGCAGUGUAAGAACAGGAGGGUUGGGGUCGGCCAGCCUGGAACCUGUAUGAACCAGCCAAGCCUGGUUUAAUGAUAUCUGUGGUGUUUUCUUGUGAGUGGAAAUGUAAUUGUGAGCCAGUUCCUCAAACUAGACAAAGCUUCAUACUGUGACUGAUCUGUUUCUUAUGAAUACCAAGGAAUGAUUCCACAGUCAAUGACCACAAAAAUCUCAAAAUAGGCUGAACUGCAGAGUAGAUCACCAAGCAAAUGUUUAAAGUUAAUGGUGGGGUAGCGAUGGUGGUUGCUAGACUACAGAGUUGUAUAUGUAAUGUAUAGCUGAAAUCAUUAAAUGACAUUUUCCUGAAAGUCUUUCUGUUUUCGUUAAUAAAACAAAAAACAACAAAAAAAGUAAUUUUACAGUGG
Nannospalax galili (Upper Galilee mountains blind mole rat) is the source of this 3392-nucleotide messenger RNA. RefSeq names its product ecto-NOX disulfide-thiol exchanger 1 (gene Enox1). Bases 1000 to 2934 code for a protein of 644 amino acids. Lineage: Eukaryota; Metazoa; Chordata; Mammalia; Rodentia; Spalacidae. The record is from RefSeq and is a predicted model, not a curated record. Gene Ontology annotation, cellular component: external side of plasma membrane; plasma membrane. Gene Ontology annotation, molecular function: RNA binding; protein-disulfide reductase activity. The transcript is spliced from 23 exons. Gene Ontology annotation, biological process: ultradian rhythm.